This is a messenger RNA of Gigantopelta aegis, 1156 nucleotides long. Its product is annotated as origin recognition complex subunit 6-like. Gene Ontology annotation, biological process: DNA replication; DNA replication initiation. Gene Ontology annotation, cellular component: nuclear origin of replication recognition complex. The coding region runs from base 128 to 889 and encodes 253 amino acids. The record is from RefSeq and is a predicted model, not a curated record. The transcript is spliced from 7 exons. NCBI's taxonomy places the organism in Eukaryota, Metazoa, Mollusca, Gastropoda, Neomphalida, Peltospiridae. Gene Ontology annotation, molecular function: DNA binding.
UAAAACGUCGACUCAGGGUUUACCAACCGGCCCGUUUCAGUUUUUACAUUUUGAUAAGGGGGCGUGGCAGUUUUGGCGGGAAAUGAACAUGUAGUUGAUCGAACACGAGGGAAAACAACAGUUUACAAUGAGUCAAGAUAAUGGUGCCAAUGUUUCUAUCGUUAAACGCUUUGCGCAGCAGCUUGGAAUCGACAAUAUAAAGACAAUUAAAAAAGCUUGUGAGUUUUCACAGCUGUUAGACAUACGUACAAGCAGUUCAUCAUUUAAAGCUCUUCAGCUGAAUGGAUCAAGUAAAACUAUCAUAUGUCUAGAACUGGCAGCUGUGUCCUGUGGAACAACUGUAGAUAGGACUGAAGCUGUAAAAAUAUCUGGUGUAAACAAGAAGGUCUACAUUGGCUCACUGAAAGCAGUGGAGUCCAUCUUGGAACUCCAUGACAACAAGAGUAUAAAAGAUCUCGCUGUGCAGUUCGGGUGUACUCAGGCAGUUACACUAGCACAGCAAACACUUCAAAGAUACGAAAAGAUGCUGUGUUCCACUGUUGACACUUCUAGUCCGUUGUUUCAAGUAGCAGCUCUUGACGUCGCCUGCAGAAAGUUGAAGGUGAGGGUGGACAGAGUCAAACUGAAGGAGACGUGCUGUGUUAAGAAGACCACGUACAGUAGACUUCUUACAGAGAUGGAAAAACAUGCAGACAGUUUGCUGGCUGAAAAGGUGAUAACAACAAAGAAAACUAAAACCUUCCUAGAAGAAGUUGAAGAAAAACUUAAUGCUGAAUCACCAGCAGAUAAACCGAGAAAGCGUCACUAUGACAACGAUUCUGAAGAGGAAACAAAGGAAAACUAUGCUGAAUGGAAGAAAAGAAUUCUUGCAAAAGCUGCAAAAUCAUAGCAACUCAAAAAAAUUAUUUUUUUGAAAAGAGCAAGACAUUUUUUCUUGAUGACAUUUAUUAGUUGUUUUAAAAUUUGUUUAUCUCAAUGUGAUAGACAUCUCUUGUGAAUUUACCAUAUACCUAUAUUUUUCAACUUAACCUGACCUUAAAGGGACAUUCCUGAGUUUGCUGCAAUUUUUAAGAUGUUAUCGACUAACAGAGACUUUUUAACGAUUGUAAUUACAUAUCAGAUAUAUUUUUCUGCAUAAAAUAUUAGUGGCUAUAUA